Molecule: messenger RNA, 2481 nt
Organism: Pungitius pungitius (ninespine stickleback)
Lineage: Eukaryota; Metazoa; Chordata; Actinopteri; Perciformes; Gasterosteidae
Gene: urp2
Product: urotensin II-related peptide
Exons: 5
Coding region: 557-1198 (213 amino acids)
Biological process (GO): regulation of blood pressure; blood vessel diameter maintenance
Cellular component (GO): extracellular region
Molecular function (GO): hormone activity
Source: RefSeq, a predicted model, not a curated record
UAUUGUUCGGUGUGUUGGGAAGAGAAACGCAUCCGAUACUGACAAGUCUUCUUCAAGAGGCGCAUCCUUGGAAAACCAACAGGGAGAAUUUAAAUUGUCCUACAGUUAGAAAGAAGGACAUUCCACUCUGAAGCUGUUGAGAUUUUGAAGAAGGUAAAUGAAGACCACAGUUUGGUUGACAAACAGGAGGAGCUUGGAAAACUCUUAGAGAACUAUCACACCUGAAGAGGUUUCCUGAGCAUUUCAGGAUCAACUGAGCUUCUCGGGACCCCUUUCGAGAAGACGCUGGUUGAUCUGAGAACAACGGCCCGACUUUAGAACCGUUUCAGUGAACGUCCACCCCUUGGAAAACAUCUCCAACAUCAGCAGAAUGUCACGAGCCUCUGAAGAAUGAGUUGAGCGAGAGCAGGAACAAGCACCGUUUCAAAACAGGAUCUUCAAAAAAAACUUUCGCUCCCUAAUCCCGACUUCAAGUCUCUAGAAGAGAGUUAUUGUAAUAAUAGUUGAAAACGACGUCAAUAACCCUCGGUUCUUUAAGUGCUCAGUAACCGCCGCCAUGCUUAACAGUGCCGCACAAGUGUCUGUGAUGAAGGUGGGGGUGAUGAUGAUGAUGCUGUUGAUAGUGGUGUUUCUUGGGACGGGAGCCAAGGCAGCACCCACAGAGAGAGGCUUUGUAAAACCUCCUCCCAGUCCCACUCAUGCAGAGAAGUAUUCAGGACUAAACCCAGGCCAGUACCUGAAGCACUGGCUUCGGAAUACCAGGGCAGCCGGAGUGGAUGGGACAACCAGAAUCUCUGACAAAACCACAACGAGGACUAUGACUGCUGGGAGCAGGGGAGCAGGGAGAGGAAGGAGCAACCUUGCGACAGCCGGUCCAGAUAAACAAGCCCAGAUGCUGAAGAUGAUCUCAGCCCUGGAGGAGCUGGAAAGAACUUAUAACAGCACCCUCAGCUCACGGAUCACCAUCAUACCACGAGCAAACGGCAGAAAUUCAGGAAGAAGAAAUAAAGUGCCUCCUGCUCCUGAAAGUGGGGUGAAGCCCACCACUGCGGCCCCGGCAGCAGUCGACACUACUGCCUCGAGAGCCAGCAUCAUCCCCCGUCCUCUGACUGGUCGAAAUUUUAAAAAGUCCCUUGCACCGCAGACCAAGAAGCCCAACAAAAGAGUGUGUUUCUGGAAGUACUGCUCCCAGAACUAAUCGUCUCUCAGCCAGAUGACCACCCCUACGCUGGCCUCCAUUCUCUUAUCCCACACCUUCUAUCACUUUCUCACGUCCACCUGACCAUCAAUCCGUGCAUCCAAAAGAUCUCACCCAAACUCCCCCAUAAUGGUUAGAUGCUGUUUAAUUGAAUGCAUCUGGUCGGACACUGGCCGUUAUCGCGAAUGAUCCUGCACAUCCUACACAAUGUACAUGACACAGCACAGAGGUGAACCACACCCAGGGUUGCCAACUCUUUUCAAAUGAAAGUAGAUCUAGUGGUAGUAGUAACAUUCAAUCUAGCGGGGAGGUCUUCAAGUCAGCAACAGGGACAGCUGUCCCUUCAGCCCUCCCUUCAACAAAGCAUUCCCCAAAUGAUCCUUUCUGAACACAUACGACCAACAUGGCUGUUUUUAGCACUCACCGCUGUAUAUAAGCUUGGUGACUGUGGUUAUGAGCAGUGAUGGGAUGCCUCUGUUCUACAGCCAGGUGUACGAAAAUUGAAAAUUUGAAUUCUUGAAAAUUCAAGAAAUAUAUUUACAUAAGACUGCAUAUUGAACAAGCGAAAUCAACUUCUACUCUCCGUAAUUUGUUAUAGAUGCACACACAGUGGUUUGAUGGAGAUUUUAAGGUUUCAGUGACGAUUUAGAGGAAUUGAUUCCUUGAUUGAAAAUGUCAAUUCUAAUGACGUUAUGGUACGCAUAAUGCUCAAGCGAGCAUAUCACCCUAGCCUAGCUUAGCGGCUCUGUGCUUUGAAUGGGGCUGCGUUUAAACCCUUAUCCAAGCUAAACGACUCAUUCAUAUUUCCUCAACUUUUGUAAACAGACCCUGCUAAAGUGAAUCAGUAAAGAGAAAUGGUUCAUUUAGUGAUUUGAGAAUGUUGUAUUUUAAUUUAAUGUGGUGAUUGUUAAUCAAAAUACUUGUUAUUGGCAGGUCCAAAAAAUAUAUAUAUCAGCAUCGGUGCAGGCCUCCAGAAGCUCAUACUGCUUUAUCCACCUAGCCAUCCAUUUCUUCAUCUCUUCAUCCCUCCAUUCCCUAUAUCCCUUCAUCCAGUCUCUUCCUGUCUAUUCACACCGGCGACAGCCUCGACUUGGACCCUUUCCUUCACUCCUUAAUUAACAAGACUGACCAAUUAAAAGAAGACGAUGUCCACUUUUGUCUGGACACAUGAACCAACAUCCCUGUUAACCCAUCCUCUUCCUUAUAAGACAGACACACAUUGUGUAAUGUAUGUGCGCGGCAACUUUGAAAUAAAGUUCAUUUCUAGCAUGAAAAAAAAGCAU